AUGGGCUUCGUAACUGGAGGGGAGAUGUCGCCUCACCUCUGUCUAAUUGUGGUGGGCACUGUGAUCGCGCAUGACGAUUGCGCAUCCAUCGUCGGCAGUAGAUUUCUGCAGAAUGUGCAGUUCAAAGGAAUCAACUCAACGUUGAUGAAACUGACGUGGAGUCCACUGCCCACACCACCCAAGGAGAUUACUGACUACACUGUGAGUUGGUCGCUGGGCGGAGCCAUACAGGAGGACAUUGAUACGACUACCGACACUUCAGGCCACGUCUGUGCAGUGGCCGCAACAACAAAGCAAGCAGAUCUGGAUCCUAUGAUGAAUGCAACUGUCAAGUCUAACUCCACCACUGUGUCCUCUUCAGCACAAACCACUUCCACUGCUCCCGUCCAGUCGUCAACCUCCUUGUAA
Molecule: messenger RNA, 408 nt
Organism: Hydatigera taeniaeformis
Lineage: Eukaryota; Metazoa; Platyhelminthes; Cestoda; Cyclophyllidea; Taeniidae
Source: the annotation of a GenBank genome assembly